AUGGAAGAGGAAAGCAAAGUAAAAGACGGUGCAUCGAAAGAAGAGAAAACAAGAAUUUAUAAAAUUCUGCUACUAACGUACGCAAGAAGGUUAUCAAAAUAUCAAGAUCAAAUAAAAAAUAUAUAUUUUCAUAAUAAUAUCAUUUCAUCUAUAAAAGAUGAAACGCAUGAUUAUUUACUAAACGAACAUGUAACAUCACAGCAUUAUUUCAUUGAUACUUUAAUUAAAUCAAAUGAGAAUCAGGAAUUUUUGAAAAGUAUACAGUUAAUUCAGAAUCAAAAUGAUAAAGGGGGAAAUAAAAUAAACAAAGAACAAAAACAAGAUACAGGCAAUGGAAACAGAAACAGUAAUAUGAACAGUAGCAGUAACGAUGGUGGUAAUAGUAGCAAUAGCAACAACAAUGCAGAAAAUGACACUGCAGCAGAAGUAAGUAAUGACACACCAGGUGUCAAUCAAGUAAAUCAAAGAACCCAAUUUAAUAAUUACAUUAUGGAUAUCAUGGAAAGAUUUCACUUAUUUAUGUUAUUGAAAAUAUUAUUUGUUUUAUUUUUGUUUGAAGCAAAUUCAAAAAUGUAUUUUAUUGUUUCUGGAUUGUUUAUUUUAUAUAAUAGAGGUUUUUUUGAUUUUCUAAUUAGCAAUUUUAAUUUUAUAUCAAGCAAUGAUUCCAUAGAACAGGUUUUAAGACGCAUGAGUGAAUCCAGAAAUAUGAAUAAUAUGAUAGCUAAUGAAAACAAUGUUCAAAUCAGCAACAUGAGUGAGGGGGGGCCAGUUAAUAAUCAGCAAGAGGAGGAAAAUAUGGAAGAAAAUGACAAUCAACAUCUUAUAUAUGCAUUGGAGUUUAUACAUAAAGAGGGAAAAAACACAUCAGAAGAGGAUAUAGAAGAGAAGGAGGAUGACGACAAUAUAAACAAAAAAACAAACGAACAAAACAUCUUAUCAACAUCCACAUCUAAUUCUAGGGAUUUUAUUAAUGAAAAUAAGGAUGAUGAAGUAGAUUCUUUUCAUGCAGCAUGGUAUGAGGAUGACAUUACAGAGGAUAAAGAAUUUGUACGUGAGAUUUAUGAUGGAUAUAAUUAUGAACUUAAUGAUGAAAAUUUGCAAGAGACACAUGGAAGUGAUCAUAAUAGUAGUGUUAAAUAUAUGAAAAAAAAAAAUAAAAAGAGUUUAUUUUUUUUAAAAAAAAAAAAGAUAGAACAGAAAACACAUGCAACUGAAUUAGACAUAAAAAAUGAUUCCUGUGCAGAAUUCAAUUCUUCUACAAAUAUGAAUGAAAAAGGAGAUAGUAAUUACAUCGACCAUAGCACAGAUAAUAUAUUUCGAGAAAUGAAUGAUUCUAAAAAUGUUGAUCUUGGGAACUUUUUAGGAUCUAGGAUAAGAAGAAGAAAAAUAAAUAAUAUCAGUAGUAACCCUAAUGAAGGGGGGAACAAGGAUGAUAGUAAUGACGACAAAAUAAAUGUUCAAAAUGACAAUGGAAGCGAAAAAAAUGCUUUCAGUAAUAACAAGAUAUAUUAUCACAAGAACUCAAAAACAGUAAGUAACGUUUUAAAUAAUAGCAUGAACGAAUUUGUUAAUUCCGAUUGCAACGAUUCAGAAAACAGUAUAGACAGUGAGCAAUCCAGCAGUGGUACUUCUUCCUCCAUGAAAAAAAAAAAAAAAAAAAAAAAAAUACAUAUAGCUCAAAAUACAGGAGGUGAGGAGGAUCGUAAUACAGAUAUUAAUGUUAGACGAAAGCCAACAAAAUUAGAAAAGUAUAUUUAUCAAUCUGUUGUAAUGUUUUUCAUGACUUUAUUACCAUGGUGGGUACCAGAUAUUGCGUAUUUGGAGGAUUGA
Molecule: messenger RNA, 1830 nt
Organism: Plasmodium gonderi
Lineage: Eukaryota; Apicomplexa; Aconoidasida; Haemosporida; Plasmodiidae
Exons: 1
Coding region: 1-1830 (609 amino acids)
Source: RefSeq, a predicted model, not a curated record